AUGCGAGCUAAAUUUGUGUUCGCACAAAAUCAGGAUGUUAGGUUGAUGCAGAAGAUCACUCCGUUCCAAAGGGAAAGUUUUCAUCUCACGAGUUUGGAGCUGAGGGCCGGCGGGGCGAGCAAAGGUGGUGGAGAAGACCCGGGGAAACUGUCUGAGCCAGCAGAGGAAGAAUCUUCCCAGGUUUUGCAUGGGACUGGCCAUUGCAAGUGGUUCAAUGUGCGCAUGGGAUUUGGAUUCAUCUCCAUGAUAAACCGAGAGGGAAGCCCCUUGGAUAUUCCAGUCGAUGUAUUUGUACACCAAAGCAAACUAUUCAUGGAAGGAUUUAGAAGCCUAAAAGAAGGAGAACCAGUGGAAUUCACAUUUAAAAAAUCUUCCAAAGGCCUUGAAUCAAUACGGGUAACAGGACCUGGUGGGAGCCCCUGUUUAGGAAGCGAAAGAAGGCCCAAAGGGAAGACACUACAAAAAAGAAAACCAAAGGGAGAUAGAUGCUACAACUGUGGUGGCCUUGAUCAUCAUGCUAAGGAAUGCAGUCUACCUCCUCAGCCAAAGAAGUGCCAUUACUGCCAGAGCAUCACGCACAUGGUGGCAAACUGCCCGCAUAAAACUGUUGCACAGCCACCCGCCAGUUCUCAGGGAAGACAGGAAGCAGAAUCCCAGCCAUGCACUUCGACUUUCCCUCGAGAAGUGGGAGGCGGGCAUGGCUGCACAUCACCACUGUUUCCUCAGGAGGCGAGGGCAGAGAUCUCAGAACGGUUAGGCAGGUCACCUCAAGAAGCUUCCUCCUCCAAGUCGUCUGCAGCACCAGAAGAGCAAAGCAAAAAGGGUCCUUCAGUCCAAAAAAGAAAAAAGACAUAACACUUCUUAACGUAUCGCUUUCUUUACCCAAUCGGGAAGUCUACCUCAUGCAAGUACAGGGGAACAGUAUUUCACAAACAGCAGCUGACCUGGUAUUUUAACUACUGUUGAGGAACUGUGAAUUUUUAAACAGACAAAUCACUCUAAGCAAAUUACAUUUGAUCAGGGUGUCAUGUUUUAUGUUAUUCAGAGAAUGAGAUAUUAUGUGUAUCAACAUGUGCAUGUGGGAGAGGGAGCGAGCCUGAGUCUGUGUGUGUGGACAUGAGG
This is a messenger RNA of Nycticebus coucang (slow loris), 1122 nucleotides long. It is a transcript of the gene LIN28B, whose product is annotated as lin-28 homolog B. Bases 1 to 855 code for a protein of 284 amino acids. Gene Ontology annotation, molecular function: zinc ion binding; nucleic acid binding. Lineage: Eukaryota; Metazoa; Chordata; Mammalia; Primates; Lorisidae. The transcript is spliced from 4 exons. The record is from RefSeq and is a predicted model, not a curated record.